Lithohypha guttulata is the source of this 642-nucleotide messenger RNA. RefSeq lists its product as uncharacterized. Gene Ontology annotation, cellular component: mitochondrion. Gene Ontology annotation, molecular function: carbon-nitrogen ligase activity, with glutamine as amido-N-donor. The record is from RefSeq and is a predicted model, not a curated record. The coding region runs from base 1 to 642 and encodes 213 amino acids. The transcript has a single exon. Lineage: Eukaryota; Fungi; Ascomycota; Eurotiomycetes; Chaetothyriales; Trichomeriaceae.
AUGGCUUCGUUAAGAACCGGAGUCGCUCAGACAGCUCUUAGAGAGACUAGGAGAACUCCAUAUGUCUGCCCUCAGUGUGAGCUUCGACAGAUGAGGUUAUCUCCUUUCAACGACCUGCCGCGACGGAAGCAGAUCCGCUAUUCCUCCACAGAUGCCGCAGCUCCUCCCCUACUCGCAAAGAUCAAGGGCGACCUGAAGACAGCCAUGAGAGCCAAGGAUACACCGCGCCUCAACGUACUUCGCGCCAUGAUCACCGAAUACAAUAAUGCCUCUAAAACGAACACACCCAUCAAGACCGAUAUCCAGUUACUAGCACUACUGAAGAAGAAAAAAGCUGCAAGUGAGGCUGCCGCUUCUGAGGCAAAGGCUGCCAACAGACAAGACCUGGAGGAGAAGAAUAUGCAAGAAAUAAAGGUAAUAGAUGAAUUGGCCGGAGAAGUAAAAUUAGUACCCGACCAAGAGAUUCAGGAAACAGUUUCAAAGGUCCUCGAAAGUCUCAAACAAGCUGCCUCUGGCGCAGAUGUCAAAGCAGGAAAUGUUCUCAAAGAACUGCUCAAAGCCGGAGGACCCUUCAAUGGACGACCUGUCGAUAAUGCCCAGGUCUCCAAGAUUGUCAACCAGCUGUUGACGGGUGGUAAAUAG